Cutaneotrichosporon oleaginosum is the source of this 1742-nucleotide messenger RNA. RefSeq lists its product as uncharacterized. NCBI's taxonomy places the organism in Eukaryota, Fungi, Basidiomycota, Tremellomycetes, Trichosporonales, Trichosporonaceae. The record is from RefSeq and is a predicted model, not a curated record.
CCCCGCCCGUGCAUACCGCCGCUGACCAUCCGCCGCCCGAACCCCCGCACGCCCCUUCGGAAACGCUCAAAGCUAAAGUUGAACUGCGUGACAUGGAGUGAGUUGCAUUUGUUUGUCUCCCAUUCCCCUCUCCACCUCCCUACCCUCCACUGGUUCUCACUGGAUCACCGGGUUUCGCGACACUCUCAACCAUCCACUCUCUUCACAACAUCACACAUCAUGCCGUUCCGAACAUCAGCAUCGGACACCUGGCCGCGCUCCCAGCCGCCCAGCUAUCGCGUCCAACCCCCAACGCCAGCUAGAGCGUCGCCGGCCACCACACCCCGUCGUCGAGAAGUCUGGGAGACGCCGAGCGGCUCUCCCGCCGGUUCGGGCACGAGCACACCCCGCCGCGGACACGCCCACAAGAUGAGCACGAGCAGCAGCACCCACUCUCUGCGGCACAGCAGCUCCAACAGCUCGCUCCGCGGCGGUGGCAUGAGUAGAUCCGGCUCACACUCGUCUCUCGGCCCCACGCCCUCGUACUCGUACAUCCCACGUUCGCGCUCCAACCAUGGUCUCGCCCACUCCCAGGUCCCCUCUCCGGUCACGGAGGGCAUGGAGAUGGUCGACCCUGUGGAUCUCCGCCCGUCACCGCCCAGCUCGCACCUCGCGAGCUCUGGCAGCGCCUCCGAACCCCUCUCGGACGAGUACGAUACCGACGAGCUGCAGGAGAUGCAGGACAUGGAAGCUGAGGCCGAGUUCGACCCGCCCUGCCAGUUCUACGGCUAUCCCGCAAGCGAGACGCCGACGCUGUACGCUCCGAGCGGAUGCGCAUGCGCCCACUGCGUGCCCGUCCACACCCAUGCCCGCCCCCACGCCCCCAGCGGCGGGUACGAUAUGGUGCUGGCCCCCGAACACGCCCUCCACUACCCGCACGGUGCCCACCACUCCCACCAGUCCUUCUCCACCCCACCCCCUCCGCGCGGCAUGCUGACAGGAUUCGCCCACAGGCUGUUUUACCAGUACGUCGCGCCCUACCUCCCCGAGGACAUCCAAGCGAUCAUCGCGGACCCGCCCGACCUGCGCCGCCCCGACUCGCUUAUCCCCCUCCUCCGCGUUGUCGCCCCAUACGCGCAAUACCUCAUCUUCCUGCUCGCCCUGUACAUCGUCUACGCCUUUGUGACAGGCAUGGUGAGCUACACGGCGCGCUUCAUCCGCUUCUGCUUCCGCAUCGGCCCCGUCAUCGCCAUCAUCGCCUGGAUCAUGGCCGCGUCCGGACAAGGCGGCAUCGAGGUCGUCUACGAAGCGCUGAAGGCGUACGCGGGCCUGACACCGGCUGACGGCGGUGCCGCGGGCCGCGCCCGUGCCGCCGCUGGCGCAGGUGCCGGUGGCGGCCGCCGCACGCGCGCCGGCACGCACUACGCCAACCCCCGCACGCGCACCCACCGCGCCGCCCACAAGGAGCCGCAGCCAGACAUACUCUCCGCGAUUUUUGGAAAUCCCGCCACGGGGCAGGACGGCAUCGGCGCGACGGUGCAGGACUAUGUGCGCGCGGCCGUCACCAAGGGCCUCGGGCUCGAGUGGCUCGUCGGCAAGAAGGAGGACGGCAAGAAGGCCAAGACACGCUGAGUGGAGCGGGCGUGGAGAGCUCGGUGAUCGGUGCGAGCGCGCGAAGAGAUCAGUGUCGAGAUUCACGUUUAGCCAGUCAUGAUUACGACCAGUAGCGAAUAGAGCAUAGAUGUACCAUGUAUGUAGCGGAG